Cyprinodon tularosa is the source of this 1530-nucleotide messenger RNA. It is a transcript of the gene kctd14, whose product is annotated as potassium channel tetramerization domain containing 14. Bases 668 to 1393 code for a protein of 241 amino acids. Gene Ontology annotation, biological process: protein homooligomerization. The transcript has 4 exons. NCBI's taxonomy places the organism in Eukaryota, Metazoa, Chordata, Actinopteri, Cyprinodontiformes, Cyprinodontidae. The record is from RefSeq and is a predicted model, not a curated record. Gene Ontology annotation, molecular function: protein binding.
AACAUGGUUAACAGAGGAGGCUGCUGUCCAACGCACCCUAAAACCUCUCAGAACAAGAACAGCUUCUUCCCAUCCGCUACCAGCCUUAUCAACAAGGCCCAGAGACCCUCUUGACACUGCCUCUCUCCCGCCCCCCUUCAGGACCUAGAGGCUACACCAACGAAGCAUCUCCUGGAUCAACAUUUCCUGAAGGAGAAAAAAAAAGACAAUGAAAAAUAUUACAUUUUCUGGUAUUCUCCAUUGUUAUGGUCACUUUUAAACUGUAUUCUGUUUGCUCUUUAAACUCCAGAUAGAAAAGCAACACAAUUAGAUUUUAAACAAAUGUUAUUGGUAAUUGUUUUUAACUUGUCGAUAUUAAAUAAGUGAAAUGUCAUUUUGUAUACACAAUAUUUGUUACAUGUAACAGAUAUAACACGUUACAAUAUUUAUUCACACCUAUUAUUAAAUCAUAUUUCUGUCAUGGUUUCUUUUUCUGUUAAAAUUUAAAAUUUCCUAUGUAUGGGCUGAUACUCAUAAGAUCAGUUUAAAAAUAGGGAAAAUAUCGCGGAGUGAGACAUCUCUAUAGCGCACCAUAGUUUGUUUAUAGAUCCGGGUUAGGCCACGCCCCCUUGGUUCUACCUGUUCCAGCUACUUGGUCCCACCUGGAUCGGACGUUCAGAGUCACAAGAUGAGUCUACCGGACUACAAAUCAAGUGGAAAACAGGCUUCAUCUGCGAUAUCACCCUCUCCUGUCGUUCACUUGAAUGUUGGGGGCUACCUGUUUAGCACCACACUGAGCACGCUGAGGAAACACCCAGACUCCAAGUUGGCUGAGCUGUUCAGCAGUCACCCCAAAGUCAGCACAGAUGGACAGGGACGCUUCUUCAUUGACCGUGACGGUUCCCACUUUGGAGCCGUUCUGGAGUUCCUGAGGUCGGAGAAGCUGCCAACGGAGAACAUCCGUGAAGUUUACAAAGAGGCUGUCCACUACAAAAUCAAACCACUUAUCAAACGACUGGAGGAGACGCCUGAGCUGUUUGGAGAGCUGGUGGGACGGCAGCAGUUCCUCUCCAAGGUCCGGCACUACCAAGAAAACAUUGAGGUUCUGAUCCGUAUUGCCAGAGCGGAGGCUGUGGCUGCACGCCGCUCCACCAUCCUCAUCGCCGUGCUGCAGACGGAGGAGGACUUGGGUUCCUACGGUGAUGCUAAAAGCACCCUGGAGGCGGGCAAGGAGUCAGUGGUGACAUUUGGGCCGUGGAAGGCUGGGCCGUCGGCCAGAGACCUCCUUGAUUGCGUGAAGAUGGACAUAGAAAGUCGUGGCUACAAAGUGAACAUCGAGCCUCACCAUCCGGAGCGGGGCUUUCUUUUUAAGACCUACGACAUCUUCUACAAUCUCACCUUCACCUGGUGGUGAUGGGGCACACGUCUGUGUGGUCAGGACAAAACUGUCUGUGGGUUCAAAUCAAACAACUGCACUUUGUUUCUAUAUAACUUAAAGAUAAUAAGCUACACCUUCUGAUAAAAAUCAAGAAUAAAAUUAAAUAAAUUACA